ACAUUCGGAUUUCAUACUUGACUGAAUUAUCUUGGUAUAGUUAAAGUUAACCUUGUAGUUUCGUUUUCGACAUUUUCAAUAACGUUUUAUUAGUGAGUGUGUCGGGGUCUCUAAUGCUACUUGAUAUCACCGCGAUGCAAUCGGUUACAUGUGAUAUGAAUGCAAAGAAUGCGCAAAUGCAGGAUUAAUUUGUUGAUAACAUACAACUUAUCGAGGAUCAACAACCUCUUUAUUGCCGCUAUCGUGUAAAGUCCUCUUUAAUAAUUGCUCUCUCAUCUCAGUGAAGCUCAUUCUUUCCAGACUUGUAGUGAAAUUUCAUACCGUUCCUUGACUUUUCCCAGACGGUAACGUCGACCGAUCCUUUUGUGAAAAGCCAAGUAUGAGUUAAUCCAAGACUUCUAAUCUGAAGUCCAAAUAUUGCUACAUACGAUGUUAUUGCUUCAUCUUGUGUGAUUGUUUUUAAGGUUCGACCUUCGUCAAAACUACUUAUCACUGCAUGUCAGUUUGUUGUGUACGUACCUUAAAACUAGUUCAAUGCUGGUGAAACGGGUGCACUUGAAUUUAAGAUUCUAAGGUAGUCUAUAGUUUCUCAUGACUGAGUCCAAACACGUUCGGCCAUGAUUGAGGAAAAUCAACUGGCUGUAACGUCUGCAAGUGGCGUCGUUUUUGCGAUUCCUCCGGGUCAUCCAGGCUGGAUAGAAUCAACAUUUUGCAAGCGAGAAUGCUCCAGAUACGUUUGCAGCUCCGACAAAGGCCCACUGUGUACUUGCGGCCGAACGUGGACGUAUCACAAGACUCACGGAAUCAAAAAUGUUGGCGUGUCGGAAGAAGUUUGGUCCCCUGCCCAUCAUACUGUCAGCAGCCCAACCGACUCUUAUGGCACCAUCGAUUUCUUGGGCGGCCCACAUCCCAAUAAAGCUCAAUUCAUCCGGCUGGGCUUUGAUUCAGGCACCGACCAUAUUUUUCAACUGCUGACCCGUGAAUGGGGACUUGAAUUACCUAAACUUGUCAUCUCCGUACACGGUGGCAAAGUUAAUUUUAAACUUAAUCCACGACUCAAGCUCGUCUUCAAAGAGGGACUCCUUCGAGCAGCUAAAACUACGGGUGCAUGGAUCUUGACGGGUGGGACCAGUACGGGAGUGACUCAUCAUGUCGGCGAUGCUUUGAUAUCAGAACGUUCUCCUCGAUUACGAAGUGGCCGUGUCGUCAGUAUCGGCGUCGCUCCCUGGGGUGUGGUGGAAAAUCGAGCUUCACUGAUCGGCCGGAAGAAGGAUGUCGCCUAUCAAUCGAUCGAUCAUCCGCGUUCCAAAUUCGCUGCUCUCAACAAUCGACACUCGUAUUUUCUACUGGCUGACAACGGAACUGUGGGUCGUUAUGGAGCGGAGAUCGCCCUGCGGAGGAAACUGGAGAAAUACAUAUCCAGCCAACGGCUUCCGGCUCGAACUAAUUGUUCUAUUCCUGUUGUCUGUUUGGUCGUUGAGGGCGGAAUGGACACUAUCAGGACCGUGCUGGAAUACGUAACGGAUUCGCCACCUGUUCCAGUAGUUGUGGUGGAAGGCUCAGGCCGGGCAGCUAAUCUGAUUUCCUUUGCGCACAAAUACGCCAAAGAGAUGGAGGAAUCAUCGACUGCUUUGGACGGAAUACGAGAACAACUGCUGGCUGAAAUCCAGAAAACAUUCAAUAUCAGUCAGUCUCAGACGAAUAAAUUGCUUGCCGAACUUCUACAGUGCGUCGAAAAUGUGGAUCUCAUCACCAUUUUCAAACCGUCAGAGACCUCGGAAUCAAAGUCACUGAAUCAGCUGGAUCGUGCCAUUCUUUGUGCACUUUUCCGUGCCCGUUACUUGACAGCUGCCGAACAACUUAGUUUGGCUUUGGCUUGGAAUCGAGUCGACAUUGCCCGUUCCGAGAUCUUCAUUUACGGCCAAGAGUGGGCCGAUGGAGCCCUGGAAGAAGCCAUGAUGGAAGCCUUGGCGAGAAAUCGCGUGGACUUUGUAAAGUUGCUGCUGGAAAUGGGUGUGCAAAUGGCCAAAUUCUUAACCAUCCAUCGAUUGGAAGAACUUUAUAAUUCCAAACAAGGUCCAGCCAAUACGCUGAGGUACAUCGUUCGUGACGUCCGUCCACAUUUGCCUCGCAACUAUUCUUACAGUCUUAUCGAUAUCGGCUUGGUCGUCAACAAGCUGAUGGGCGGUGCUUAUCGUUGCUCCUACACCCGACGGAAAUUCCGUCACAGCUACACCGACAUGAUGAAAAAUUUCACUAAAGAAACUCCGAGUCGCAAUGUUCUAAACCAUGGAUUAAGUCAGUAUAUUGAAUCCGGCCACCUGAGCCUCAUUGAAGACCUUCAAUAUCAUGUUGAGCCAUCACACAAUAUGUUUACUCAGCCAUUCAACGAACUUUUGGUUUGGUCCGUGUUGACCAAACGCCAAGAUAUGGCCAAGUUGAUGUGGCACCAUGGAGAAGAAUCGUUGGCUAAAGCUCUGGUGGCCAGCAAACUCUACCAAGCCAUGGCGAUUGAAGCAGCUGAUGACGAUUUAGAAGUGGAAAUUAGCGACGAGUUGCGCAGUUAUGCGGCCGAAUUUGAUCGCGAGGCUCUCGAGUUGCUCGACUAUUGUUACCGUCAAGAUGACGACCUCGCCAUGCAAUUGCUGACCUGCGAAUUGUCCAACUGGUCCCGGCAAACUUGCCUGAGGUUGGCGUUUGCGUGUAAUCACCGAGAAUUGCUGGCCCAUCCAGGUUCUCAGUUGAUUCUGGGUGAUUUGUGGCUGGGCGGAUUGCGGACUCGUCGCUCAACCAACUUGAAAAUUGUUCUGGCCAUCAUCUGUCCACCACUGAUCCUUCAAUUGGAAUUCAAAUCGAAAGAAGAGCUCCAACUGAUGCCGCAAACUGAAGAGGAGCACAUGAUCGACUUGAAAGACGAAGGCGAUCCUUCUGAAAUGAAUCACCAUUCUUCGUCCUGUAGCUCUUCACCGAUCGUUUCCACGCAAACCGAUCACAUCAAAGCCAACAAAGCGAAACGUGCCAAUACGUUCAAAUGUGUUGAGCCCAGCAAUAGUGACGAUCCAGAAUGUAACUUUUGCACUAACGACAUAGACAGCGAUAGUAAUAACCUCCCUCCAUCGCAAACUGACAGCAUCGAAGGUGUUAAAAACAUUCACAGCGAAACGAUAGGUCCGGGAUGUGCAGCGCUUCACCACCACCAUCAGUUGCCAUUUACUCGAAAGCUGUUGGAAUUUUACGCAGCCCCCAUUACCAAGUUCUGGACCUGGACCAUCGCAUAUUUCUUCUUUCUCGCCGUUUACACGUACACUUUACUAAUCCGUACACCUCCGAAUCCGGAGUGGAACGAGUACUAUGUCAUAGUGUACAUUGCCAGUUUCGGAAGUGAGAAAAUACGAGAAAUCUUGGCCAGCGAACCGGUCAACCUCAAACGUAAAUUGCUCGUCUGGGCCUCGAGUAUGUGGAACUGUUGCGAUGCUUUCUUCAUUGUCGAAUUCUUUGUUGGCAUGAUUCUUCGCAACCACGAAAGCACAUUAGAUCAUGGACGGGUUCUUUAUUGUCUCAAUAUCGUUUAUUGGUACAUACGGAUAUUGACAAUCUUGAGAGUGUCUAGAUUUCUUGGUCCAUUCGUCACUAUGAUCGGAUGGAUGCUCCAGCGGAUGGUUUACUAUGUUACUUUGAUGUUGGUGGUGCUCAUGUCGUACGGCGUCUUCCGCCAGUCGGUUCUGUUUCCUCACGAAGAAUUUUCUUGGUUCCUGGUGCGCGACAUCUUCUUCAAACCUUAUUUCAUGAUAUACGGAGAGCUGUUUGCCGACGACAUUAAUCCACCUUGCGGAAAUGGAACCAACCCGGACGGAUCCUUCAAUCCGGACAUGCCUCCUUGCGAGACUGGACGGUGGCUUAAUCCACUCCUCAUGACGGCCUAUCUAUUGAUGAUCAACAUUCUGAUGUUGAAUUUGCUCAUCGCUGUCUUCAAUUCCAUUUUCUUAAAAACCAAUGUUCACUCGCACAAAAUUUGGAAGUUUAAUCGAUUCGCCGUAGUUAUGGAGUACGAUCAGAAACCAGCUCUUCCGCCACCAUUCAUCGUCAUGAACCAUUUCCGUCUGUUUACCCAAUGGUGUAGAAGACGAUAUGCAGGAGUGAAAGAGUCGUAUGAUUGCGGACUGAAACUUUUCCUCGACAAGGACAGUCUGGAAAGACUGAACGAUUUUGAAGAAGAAUCGAUGGAAGGGCUGGUCCGUGAAAGAGAAGUGAAACACAAUCAAACGAACGAGGAACGCAUUCGGCUGAUUGGCCAACGAUUGGACGGUUUGAAUUCCAAAUUUGACGAUUCCCAUCACCCAGAUAACGCCCUUAUUCUUGUGGAUUCGCUUGAAUCACGUCUCAAUCUGUUGGAGAGAGCAAUCGAACGUGCCACCAACACCUGUCUCGCCUUCAACGAUUACGUCAUCUCACAAGAGUCGUUUCGUCAGUCUUCUGGUGAAAAAACGUCAUCAGUGACACCAUCGGAAGCCACAACUGUGAUAGCCAGCGCCCUAGAUGGUGAAAAAUGGACUUCUACUCCUCACCACUCGGACACAUCUUCAAACAAUUCCGAUAAUGAGCCGGUUGAAGGCGAUGAAAGUGAACACGGCGAUACAAUGGCUCACAAAGAUUCUUUUCCUAAAACGUUGGCAAGCGCUAAUAAAAUUGUGCGACGAGCAUCUACUUCCCAUCUACUCAAUAGAAAGAUGAUUCUAAAGCGGCAAUUGACGGAAGUACAUGACGAGGAAGAAAACAACCGGAAAACAACAAUGUCAUCACUUUUAUUCCGAGGUAAUAGUCGAGAAAAGCAUCGUCCCUUUGCGUCGGCCAAGGUGGUGGCCGAAGCCGAACGCCUGCGAGAGCUGGAAGGCGACGUAUACCACAUGAUGGAAGGAGUUAUUCGGAGGAGGCGUCAUCGCGACUCGGAAAACUUGGAUGCCUCCUUAGAUGAAAUGAUCCGUACAACACCUAUUCAAUUUGAAGAAAUCGGCACUUCAACCGACGAUGACGAGAUGGAUACAAAUAUUCUGGAAUCGUUGGCCAUCGACAUCGAAGAUUCUCCAAUCAUGCCAGAAGAGGCCACUCACGAUGCACUCGAUUCCAACAAAUAAUUGAUGCGUUGGUAGCACUUACUAAACUGGAUUAGAUACUAAAAUUUUACAAUCACACCGGAGCGCGUUUUUUGAAUGUAAAGCUUCUGACUUUGACGUUUUUUAAUAAUUAUCAAAGAGAACAAGCCAAAAGGUUGUCGGAAUCAUGCUGAUUUUAUAGCCAAGUGAAUAAAAGUUUCACAAUUGUUUUCAAAU
Daphnia pulex (common water flea) is the source of this 5327-nucleotide messenger RNA. Its product is annotated as transient receptor potential cation channel trpm-like. Gene Ontology annotation, cellular component: membrane. The transcript is spliced from 9 exons. NCBI's taxonomy places the organism in Eukaryota, Metazoa, Arthropoda, Branchiopoda, Diplostraca, Daphniidae. Gene Ontology annotation, biological process: monoatomic cation transmembrane transport. Bases 618 to 5132 code for a protein of 1504 amino acids. Gene Ontology annotation, molecular function: monoatomic cation channel activity. The record is from RefSeq and is a predicted model, not a curated record.